Molecule: messenger RNA, 843 nt
Organism: Colletotrichum fioriniae
Lineage: Eukaryota; Fungi; Ascomycota; Sordariomycetes; Glomerellales; Glomerellaceae
Source: RefSeq, a predicted model, not a curated record
AUGGUAUACUCAACAAACCACAGGCUCCAGACCGUCAACACGAGGGAAAUUCUGUGCCGUGGCUUCUUCUACGGCGGCCGUAGCAUCAACAGGGACAGCAUCUCUGGCGAGGUCUACGUUCUUAGCUUGCCUGGGUUCGUCUUCUUCAAGACAGCAGGCUCGUCUGUCCCUCGGGCAGACCACACGUGCGUCGUCGUAGCCGGCGGAGGCCGCCAGAUGCUUUCCAUUGGCGGGACAGACGGGUCCCUAGGCUUCCCCAAGUCACUGACCAACCCAGACCCCUGGAAGCUUGGGCUGGCCAUCUUUGACAUGACGGAGUUGCGUUGGUCCGACCGGUACGAUUCCCAGGCGCAACCGUACGAGUCGCCGAAUGUGGUAAAGCAGUGGUACGCCCAAGGUGAACUAGACUCAGUCGUGUGGACGAGUGAAGAGGUGAGGGCCUUAUUUUCUACGCUAGCGGCGCCCGACAACUCGACCUCGGAUCCCUCACCUACAGGAGAAUCCAGCGCAACAUCGACUGCGCAAGCUUCUCAGUCGUCCAAACCGCCCACUGGUACCAUCGUAGGCGCCGCUGUUGGCGGUGUUGCAGGCCUCGUCCUCGUAGCCUGCCUAGCAGUGUUCCUCCUGAGAAGGCAGAAACGAUACCAGGCGGCACCACAGCAGGAGGCCGGCAGCGGGCACUUUGAAGCCAAGGGGCCGGCUGGGGCCAAUGCGCUCCACGAGGUACAUACUGACCACUUCAACCCCGUCGAGUUACCUGCAGAACACGGCGCUGCGGAGCUUAGCUCCGCGCAUGGUGUGCAUGAACUCGAACAGCCAACGGCAAGACCUUUUCCCAGGUAG